AUGAUGGAAAGAAUAAGAAAAGAGAUGAUUCUGAUGGAGAGAGGGCUUCAUAGCCCUACUGCUAGCAAGAGGUUCUCCAAUUUGUCCGAUUCGUCUGGCAGUGCUGUGCUGGAGGCCUUGGAAAAUUCGCAGCACCCGGCUCGCCUCAGUCCGCGCUUGCCGUCCGCUCCCCUGCACGGCUCUCUGGGAGACCUCCCCGCCAAGGGCAAAUUCGAAAUAGACACUUUGUUCAACCUGCAGCACCCGAGCAGCGAAAGCACCGUCUCCUCCGAAAUCGCCUCUGCCGCCGAGAGCCGCAAGAAGCCUGGUCAUUAUUCAGAAGCGGCCGCCGAGGCCGACAUGAACAGCGACGUGGAGGUGGGCUGCUCGGCACUGCGGUCCCCCAGCGGCCUGGGCGCCGCGCCGCUCAAGGAAAACAAUGCCAAAGGGUACACCGAGAGCGGCUCAGUCGCAGGUACCACGACGUCGGCCUCCAGCUCGGGCCUGGGCAGUCUACAUGGAGGCGGCGGCGGCAACAGCGGGGGCGCUGCGUUGGGUGGCUCGGGCUCCGGCUCUGGUGCCGAUCAGGUGCGGCGAUACCGUACGGCAUUCACCCGUGAACAGAUCGCACGCCUGGAAAAGGAGUUCUACCGGGAGAACUACGUGUCUCGGCCCCGCCGGUGCGAGCUGGCCGCCGCACUCAACCUGCCCGAAACCACCAUCAAGGUGUGGUUCCAGAACCGGCGCAUGAAGGACAAACGGCAGCGCCUGGCCAUGUCGUGGCCUCAUCCAGCGGACCCCAGCUUCUACACCUACAUGAUGACGCACGCGGCGGCCACCGGAAGCCUCCCCUACCCUUUCCACUCGCACGUGCCGCUGCACUACUACCCGCACGUGGGCGUCACCGCGGCCGCAGCGGCGGCCGCAGCCUCGGGAGCGGCAGCGGCGGCAUCGUCGCCCUUCGCCACUUCCAUCCGUCCUCUGGACACCUUCCGUGCGCUCUCGCAUCCCUACUCGCGGCCGGAGCUGCUCUGCAGCUUCCGCCACCCGGGGCUCUACCAGGCGCCCGCCGCCGCCGCGGGGCUCAACAGCGCGGCGUCGGCAGCGGCUGCAGCGGCGGCUGCAGCGGCGGCGGCCUCCUCGGCGGCGGCGGCCGGGGCGCCCCCCAGCGGCAGCUCGGCACCCUGCUCCUGCCUCAGUUGCCACAGCAGCCAGUCUGCAGCCGCCGCCGCCGCAGCUGCAGCGGCGGCGCUGGGCUCCCGGGGCGGCGGAGGCAGCGGUGGCGGCGGUGGCGGAGGAGCCGGGACGGCGGGCGGCUCGGACUUCGGCUGCAGCGCCGCGGCGCCGCGCUCCGAGAGCGGCUUCUUGCCCUACUCGGCCGCGGUGCUCAGCAAGACCGCCGUCAGCCCGCCCGACCAGAGGGACGAGGCGCCGCUCACCAGAUAA
Messenger RNA from Phodopus roborovskii (desert hamster), 1425 nucleotides. It is a transcript of the gene Evx2, whose product is annotated as even-skipped homeobox 2. Lineage: Eukaryota; Metazoa; Chordata; Mammalia; Rodentia; Cricetidae. Gene Ontology annotation, molecular function: RNA polymerase II cis-regulatory region sequence-specific DNA binding; DNA-binding transcription factor activity, RNA polymerase II-specific. Gene Ontology annotation, biological process: regulation of transcription by RNA polymerase II. The transcript is spliced from 3 exons. The coding region runs from base 1 to 1425 and encodes 474 amino acids. Gene Ontology annotation, cellular component: nucleus. The record is from RefSeq and is a predicted model, not a curated record.